AUGCUUCGCUGGUCAUUUUACGCGCUCAGAUCAUGCAAGAGGUCUAUGCUCAAAACCGAAUUUUUAUCCAAGAUAAUAAUAACACCACAUCGUCUUCAAUGUAGAUAUCAUAGAACUUUCGGCAGACCAUCAGCCAGACCAGUUGGAAACUUUUCACAAAUGCCAACCAGUAAUAUGGAGGUUAGCUUCGUUGUGGAACCGACAUCGGAAAUGGCAAGCAGUGAGAACAUAUUAAAAGCCUUUAGAACUUGGUGCGAGGAUGUUGGGGUGGCAGACAAAUAUAGCGACAUGAAUGAGGAUGAGUUGACUACAUUUGCAUACCGACUCGAUGAAUUUACUGAUGCCCUGCGCGAGCCCCUUUAUCAAAGAGCAUGGAGCAUUUAUAAAACAAUCAGAAAAGAUCCGCGUAACCUUUCAAGGAUACCGCGUGCAUAUUUUGUGGUUCUUCGAAAUCGUUUAAAGUACUCUUUAAACUCUAAAUCAACUGCAUAUAAUCUGGUGACGUUAUUCGAUGAUAUGAGAGAAGCAAACAUCAGAUUUACCAGCAGAGACUAUAAUUGGUACAUGAAAGCGUGGCUGGAUUUGAACUAUCCGAGAAAUGCUAUUCUCGUCUUUGACAAUUUGAGACCCCCCUCGUUUGAUAUUGUCGCUUACAAUCAUUUGAUCGAGGCUUAUUUACAAUUAGAGGACUUGAAUUCGGCGGAAAUAGUCCUAAAAAAGAUGGGCGACAACGCAAAUGAAUUUACCUACACCUUGUUGAUAAACGGAUGUCAUAAAGUGAAGGAUAUUGAAAGGGCGAGAUGUAUAUAUCAAUUGAUGGUGACUAAGGAAAUCGACAUGGACGCGAAAGGAUAUGAUUCUAUCAUACAAAGCUUUGCUUCUGUCAAUGAUGUUCAUACGGCUGCCAAAGUUUACCUGGAUAUGGUUGCUAAAGGGAAGACGCCUACCAUAGCAACAAUGAGCAUACUCUUCAGACAUCUUCCUUUAGCUACACGUGUCUUUAAGGCAGAGCUUGAAAGCCUAAACGAACCAGGAAACAGUCGUUCAGACCCGAGGAUUUAUUUUUCGAUACUAUAUCAACUGGCAAAGUUUUUCCAAGCAGAAGUAGCCGAGAAUAUGUUCGAGUCGAUGUUACAUAGUGAUUUGGAUAAGCGCACGCUGUAUAUGACUAUGAUACAAGCAUUCAGCCAUUCUAAAGAUAUCACAAAGGCGCUGGUAUGGCUUGAUAAAAUGUAUUUCAGUGGUUUUCGUCCUGACGUCAGGGUGUAUAAUGAAAUACUAAGCGCUGCCGUUGAUUUAUUUAACGUUCGCGUUAUCGCGGAAAUAUUACGAAGACUGCAAAUAGAACGUAUCAAACCAGAUAGUUAUACGUACAAUAUGCUACUUGCAUUGAAUGUGAGGAUGAAGAAUUACAACGCAGCAGCCAUUAUUUACAAAACACUUGAACUGAUGCCUGAUCUAAAUGUAGAUAUAUUUACCUUUGCUUCACUAUUCACGGCAAUAGACAAUAGAGCACGUCGAUUAGUGGAGUAUGAUAGACGAACACGGGUAUUGGCUCGACAAGCGAAGCUGUACGAGAAUGAAAGUAUUUUAUACCAAUUAAUAUGCUCUCAUUUGCCGCAGAUGGACAUACUCAUAUCUGAAGCUACAUCAUCACUAGAACCUGUCAUAUUCGAUCGUCUUGUUCCACGCCAUUUAAUCUCUUCUCUUCUUCAUUCGUCGGGCAUUCAACCGACAUUGCCUGCAUGCAAUGUUAUUCUACGAUCAUUUAUCCGUCAGCAAGACUUUUCCGCUGCGCUGGUCAUAUAUGACAUGAUGACAAAGUAUUAUCAUAUGCGUCCCAGCCUGAAAACGUCAGAAGUAAUAAUACUGGGUGUACAUCGAAUCUCGAGAACUGGUGGAUUUUCUAGUGGAUUACGGAAGCUAAGGGAAUUAUUAGAAGCGGCCGUAGGUGAUGAGGAGGUUGAAAUGGAAGAUGGUAUGAUAACCAAAAUACAUCGUGUUGAUGGGUUAAGGAGGAUACUCCUAGAAUGUUGUUUACAGCAAGGAAAUAGUAUGUUGAGUGAAGAUCAAAGCAGUGAAUUUGAUGAGGUUAAAAUAAUGGCCGAACAGAAAUGGCAGGAGGCUCAAAUUGAGAUGGGUGCAGACAAGCUGUUGAAAGAUGUCAGUUUCGAAGAUAAUUCACUUCCACCUGAAGAAAAGAGUGUAAUAACGGUAGACGAUAUGAUGGAUGUAGUAAACCAAUUGGAGCGAGAGGAGUCAGGAUUUAUUGAGAUGGAUGUCUAUGAGGAAGAAGAGAGGCUAGCGGAUGAAAACUCGGCCGAGAAAUCACCGAAGAUCGAUGGCGAAUAUGCAGGAGAUAAACUCUUUGAUGUACGAUAUUUAACAGGAACUCGAGGGAACUUUACAGAAACAAGCCAAGGAAUGUAA
Paraglomus occultum is the source of this 2430-nucleotide messenger RNA. Lineage: Eukaryota; Fungi; Glomeromycota; Glomeromycetes; Paraglomerales; Paraglomeraceae. The record is from the annotation of a GenBank genome assembly.